AUGGUAGGAGGGAUGAAGGUAGCACCAAGUCUAAUGGAGGAAAUACAGGCGACUUUCAGUCUCAUGGAUGUGAGAAUCAUUUACGGAAUGACGGAAACUUCCACCGGAAGCUUCAUGACAGCAGCCACGGGCAAAGCACUCCCUCACGUCCGGGCCAAGAUCGUCGACAGCCAGAACUACAUACUCCCUAGGGGAUCUCGGGGCGAGCUUUGCAUAUCAGGGUAUCUUCUACAGAAGGGAUACUACAAGAACGAGGAAAAGACAGCCGAAGCUCUGGUACGUGAUGAGAAGGGCGUGGUAUGGAUCCAGACGGGCGACGAAGUAUCGGUUGAUGAAGAAGGCUACUGUCGCAUUAAGGGAAGAGUCAAAGACAUCAUUAUCCGGGGUCAGCUUGCUUGA
Aspergillus bombycis is the source of this 399-nucleotide messenger RNA. RefSeq lists its product as uncharacterized. Gene Ontology annotation, molecular function: medium-chain fatty acid-CoA ligase activity. The transcript has 2 exons. Gene Ontology annotation, biological process: fatty acid metabolic process. The record is from RefSeq and is a predicted model, not a curated record. The coding region runs from base 1 to 399 and encodes 132 amino acids. NCBI's taxonomy places the organism in Eukaryota, Fungi, Ascomycota, Eurotiomycetes, Eurotiales, Aspergillaceae.